Ictidomys tridecemlineatus (thirteen-lined ground squirrel) is the source of this 2216-nucleotide messenger RNA. It is a transcript of the gene Adgre3, whose product is annotated as adhesion G protein-coupled receptor E3. Gene Ontology annotation, molecular function: G protein-coupled receptor activity; calcium ion binding. The record is from RefSeq and is a predicted model, not a curated record. NCBI's taxonomy places the organism in Eukaryota, Metazoa, Chordata, Mammalia, Rodentia, Sciuridae. Gene Ontology annotation, biological process: adenylate cyclase-activating G protein-coupled receptor signaling pathway; cell surface receptor signaling pathway. Gene Ontology annotation, cellular component: plasma membrane.
AUGUCCUCUCUGUUAACUGAUACACAGUCCUUGGAGGAGUUACUGGAAUCUUUCCUCAAUUUUCUCAUGUCUCUCCCUUCUGUUCCAGGACUCUGCUUUCUGCUGAGCUUGUCUGGAGCUGAGGCUCAGGUUGCCAAAGGCCCCUGCAAUCGGUGCCCCUUGCACGGUUCCUGCGUCAACAGCACUCACUGCACCUGCAACCCUGGAUUUAUUUCUGGAUCUGGGAAGCAAUUUUUCACAUACCCCCUGGAGAUAUGUAAAGAUAUCGAUGAGUGUAAACCGCCCAUCAGUAUAUACUGUGGAUUAAAUGCUGAGUGUAAGAACGUGGAAGGAAGUUUUCACUGUCGCUGCAUUCCUGGAUAUGCGCUCCUCUCCGGAGAUGUGCAAUUCAACAAUUCCAAUGAGAACACUUGUCAGAAUAUCACCUCCUCAAAGACACCCAACGGCCACCCAGAGCUCCAACAGAUUGUCAACAACUUUGAGUCACUCCUCACCAAUCAGACUUUCUGGGGAGCAGGAAGCAAGCAAGAAGUCGCCUCAACAGCCUCGUCUAUCCUCCAGAAUGUGGAAUCCAAAGUUCUAGAAACUGCCUUGAGGGCCCCAGGACAGAAAAUCCAGAAGGUCCAAAACAGUACUGUGGCUGUCGAAACUCGAGUGGUUUCAGACAAUUGCUCCGAAGAAAGAGAGGCAUUCCGCUUGCACACCCAGAUGAACUCCAUGGUCAUCCACUGCAUCGACGUCAUCCAGGGACGUGCACAAGGUCCCAGUGCGGUUGCUUUCGUCUCCUAUGCUUCUCUGGGAAACGUCCUCAAUGCGACUUUUUUUGAAAAGGCCGACGAGAAGGACCCGCUCUACCUGAACUCCCAGGUGGUGAGUGCCGCGGUGGCACCCAGAAGGAACUCGUCCCUCUCCCAGUCUGUCACCCUGACCUUCCAGAACCUGAAGAUGAAACCCAGCAGCCGAAAGGCCUUCUGCGUCUACUGGAAGAUCACAGAGGCGGGGGGCCACUGGUCCAGAGAUGGCUGCUUCCUCACACAAGUGAACCAGAGUCACACUGUCUGCAACUCCACGCACCUGUCCAGUUUCGCUGUCCUCGUGGCCUUCACCAGCCAGGACGAGGACCCCGUGCUGGACAUCAUCACCUGCGUGGGGCUGGGCGUGUCGCUGCUGUGCCUGGUCCUGGCGGCCCUCACCUUCCUCCUGUGCAGAGCCAUCCAGAACACCAGCACCUCCCUGCACCUGCAGCUCUCGCUCUGCCUCCUGCUGGCCCACCUGCUCUUCCUCACAGCCAUCGACAGAACCCAGCCCAAGGUGCUGUGCGCGGUCAUCGCGGGCGCCCUGCACUACCUCUACCUGGCCGCCUUCACCUGGAUGCUGCUGGAGGGGCUGUUCCUCUUCCUCACGGCGCGGAACCUGACCGUGGUCAACUACUCCAGCGUGAACAAGCUCAUGAAGUGGCUCCGGUUCCCGGUCGGCUACGGGGCUCCUGCAGUGAUCGUGGCCAUCUCAGCAGCAGCCAGGCCUCACCUCUAUGGGACACCUGCUCGCUGCUGGCUCCGCCUGGACCAGGGAUUCAUCUGGGGGUUCCUCGGCCCCGUCUGCGCCAUCAUCCUCGUGAAUUUGGUGUUUUUUCUUUCGGUCCUUUGGCUUCUGAGAAAGAAACUUUCCUCCCUCAACAGUGAGGUGUCAACCAUCCAGAACACGAGGAUGCUGACCCUCAAAGCCACAGCUCAGGUCCUCAUCCUGGGCUGCACGUGGUGUCUGGGCGUCCUGCAGGUGGGUCCCGCUGGCCAGGUCCUGGCGUAUCUCUUCACCAUCAUCAACAGCCUGCAGGGCUUUUUCAUCUUCCUGGUCUACUGUCUGCUCAGCCAACAGGUCCGGAAACAAUACCGAAAGUGGUUUAGUGAUGUCACAAAAUCAAAGUCUAAGUCUGAGAUACAGACGCUCUCCAGCAGGCUUGGCCCCGAUUUAAAACUCAGCGAAUGAGAACAAGUGAAGAGAUGAUACUAAAACUAGAACAUUCAGCUCCAUAUGGAAGUUCCUGACCAUGGAUCUCGUUGGCAUCGUGAGGAAUGAAAUGUGACCUUUGUAAAAAGGAAUGAAGUUGCGGCCCCGGGAACUCAUUCUGCAUAUCACUGUGGAAAUGUUUGACCUUCACUUCCCAAAGCGUGUGCUCCGCGUGAUACUAAGCUCUCAAUAGACGUGUGUUGAUUGUA